AUGAGGGAAGCCGACAUUAUUGAUGACAUACUAUUCAAAGGGAUAACUCCAAAAAGACCUAAACCAGGUCGUUUACGUUUACAACCAAAAGUGCAUGAGAAAAAUCACCCCAGUCGGCCAAUCAUAUCAACAAACGGAACUGCAACGGAAAAAUUAUCAGCUUUCAUAGAUUACAAAUUAACUAACCUAAUGUGCAAAGAGGUAAUACCAUCAUAUGUCAGAGACAGUAUGGAUUUUCUGAAUAUUCUGAAAAAAAUUGACAAUAUUCCGCCAGGAUCUUAUUUAGUAACCAUGGACGUGACUUCCUUGUAUACAAAUAUUCCACAUAAAGAUGGCAUCUUAGCGGUGGAGAAGUAUCUCAGUAAAUAUACCACAGAAAAACGGGAAAUUCCAUAUAUUAAAGAAGCAGUUAAUAUGGUUCUUGAUAAUAAUAAUUUUGUAUUUGACGGAAAGCAUUAUCUCCAUUGGGACAGCGAUGGGAACUAA
Styela clava is the source of this 486-nucleotide messenger RNA. Lineage: Eukaryota; Metazoa; Chordata; Ascidiacea; Stolidobranchia; Styelidae. The record is from RefSeq and is a predicted model, not a curated record.